AUAUACAUUUCGAAACCUUUUUCCCUAAUUAAUAAGAAUAAUAUUUUACAGCAUGAAAAACAUUCUUGAAAAAAAACAUAACAGUACCAUAGGCAACAAACCAUUCAAUUAAUCUGUCAGUAAACAAAUCUAUCUCACCAAAUCUGGCAGCUCAAAGUACACAAUCUGAAAGUUCAAGUUUACAAAACAAAUAUUCAAUCUUUUUCACUUCAAAUUUUGUAAAUCUGUAUAGAAAUCUGCAACAUCAAAUCUUGUUUUCUUUGUAAUCGUGGUGUUCGAGUCAGCCUUUGCCUAACUGAAUCUUGAUUUUAUCUUUUUCAGUUUUUUUCAAGAACCCCAUUUGCUUAGAAAUGCCUAUAAAUCCAAAAAUCUAAUCUUUUUCACUUCAAAUUUUGUAUAUCUGAGUAGAAAGUGGUGUCUGAGCUAGCUUUUGCGUGCCUGUGGUGUCUGAGUCAGCUUUCGCGUACCUUAAACUGAAUAUUGAGGUUUUUUUUCCAGUUUUUUCAAGAACCCCAUUUGUUAGAAAUGCCUAUGAAUCCAAAAAUCUUCAUUAAAUUGCUCAACACCCCAGAUCAGAUGAGUUUGUGAUUGUUUUCUUAACAUCAAAUCUUGUUUUUCUUGAAUAACCGUGUUGUCCGAGUCAGCUUUCGCGUACCGACUGAAUCUUGAUUCUUUUUCAAGAACCUCAUUUGCUUAGAAAUGCCUACAAUUCCAAAAAUAUCAAAUUAGUUGAUGAUUUGUUCUCUUUAACAUCAAAUCUUGUUUUUUACUUUAUUGAAUAACAGUGGUGUCCGAGUCAGCUUUCGCAUACCUUUGACUGAAUAUUGAUUCUUUUUCAGUUUUUCAAGAACCCCAUUUGCUUAGAAAUGCCUUCAAUUCCCAAAAUAUCAAAUUAGUUGAUGAUUUGUUCUCUUUAAACAUCAAAUCUUGUUUUUUUUUUCUUUUUUUGAUAACUGUGGUGUUCGGCUCAGCUUUCGCUCACUUCACUAAAUCUUGAUUUUUUUCUUGGUAAUCGUAGUGUCUGGGCUAGCUUUUGUGCUCCUAGACUAAAUCUUUAUUGUUUUUCUUCAUUUUUUCAAGAACCCCAUGGGGUUAAAAAUGCCUGCAAACCCAAAAAUCUUUACUGCUAGAUCAUCCUAUUGGUAUAACUACAAUUCACGUAGAUCAGCAAUCUUGAUUCUAUGUUUUCUUAUUGGUUUUGCUGGUUUUGUUUUCGGGUUUAUUGCGAUUUCAAGGAGGGGUUUAGGAAAUAGCUGUAAAUAUGCUGAACCUAGAUCUGUUUCUGUUGCUUGGGAUAAAACUGUGAUGAGUAGAGGAGAUGUUGUGGAUGAUGAAAAUGGGCUUGGGGUUAGUGAUGGAGGGUACAAGAGGCAUAAAGUUAUGGGAUUUGUUGGAAUUCAGACUGGAUUUGGAUCGGUUGCUCGGAGGAGAUCGUUGCGAAAGACUUGGUUUCCCUCUGAUCACAAUGGACUUCAAAAGUUAGAAGAAGCCACUGGAUUGGCUUUUAGAUUUGUUAUUGGCAAAACAAGUGAUAAAUCCAAGAUGUCAGCGCUUAAGAAAGAGGUAGCGGAAUAUGAUGAUUUUGUACUAUUAGACAUUGAAGAAGAGUACAGUAAGCUCCCAUACAAAACCUUAGCGUUUUUCAAGGCUGCCUACGCACUUUAUGAUUCUGAGUUCUAUGUUAAAGCUGAUGAUGACAUAUACUUACGGCCAGAUCGCCUUUCAUUGCUCUUGGCGAAAGAGCGGUCUCACUCGCAGACAUACCUUGGAUGCAUGAAAAAGGGUCCAGUUUUCACCGACCCAAAGCUCAAAUGGUAUGAACCACUUUCAUCUAUUCUCGGGAAGGAGUAUUUUCUACAUGCUUACGGUCCUAUUUAUGCUCUUUCUGCUGAUGUCGUCGCAAGUUUGGUUGCUCUGAAGAACAACAGUUUCCGAAUGUUUAGCAACGAGGAUGUUACCAUUGGCGCCUGGAUGCUUGCGAUGAAUGUCAAUCACGAGAAUAACAAGCAACUAUGUCAACCAGAGUGUACGGCAUCGUCUAUUGCUGUGUGGGAUAUUCCGAGUUGUUCAGGUCUGUGUAAACCCGAGAAGAAAAUGUUGGAACUUCAUGCGAACGACGUCUGCUCAAAGAGUCCGACUCUACCAUCAGAAGACGAUUGAUGAGAUCUUGAUCAACGUCGACUUCUGGAUUUCGGUCACAAUGUGCAUUUUGCAAGCCACAUAUGAGAUAUAGAUGUAAGAACUAUAUAUAUAUAUUUUUUUUUACCAUCGCUGUUGCGUAGAACUUAAAUGGAGCGACAUAGACAGUGAUCGAUGAUUCAUAUAGCCGAACUCAACUUGCUCGGGAUCGAAGCAUAGUUGUUGUAACUGUCUUGUGUUUUGGUUUGUUUGAAAUGUGAUUAUGUGAAUCAACUGCAAUUA
Molecule: messenger RNA, 2421 nt
Organism: Capsicum annuum
Lineage: Eukaryota; Viridiplantae; Streptophyta; Magnoliopsida; Solanales; Solanaceae
Product: probable beta-1,3-galactosyltransferase 14
Exons: 7
Coding region: 1087-2160 (357 amino acids)
Cellular component (GO): Golgi membrane
Molecular function (GO): hexosyltransferase activity
Source: RefSeq, a predicted model, not a curated record